AUGUCUCGUGCUCUUCUCAUCACUGGCGCUACUGGCAAGCAAGGCAGCUCUGUCAUCAAUGCCCUUCUCGCAAAGAAAACAGACUUCCUUCUUCUUGCCGCCACUCGCAAUAAGGAGUCACCAACAGCAAAGAAGCUAGCCUCCAAGUCUUCCAACAUCAAGCUGAUUCAGGGUGACCUCGACUCAAUCCCCGCUCUCUUCAAGGCCGCUAAGCAAGCUGCUGGAACUGUGCCUCUUUGGGGCGUCUACUCAGUCCAACUCUCCAUGGGGAAGGAUGUUACCCUCGAGGGCGAGGUCCGGCAAGGAAAGGGUCUCAUUGACGAAUCGAUCAAGGCUGGCAUCAAGCACUUUGUUUACUCAAGCGUUGACCGGGGUGGUGAUGAGAAGUCUUGGAAGGACGCCACUGUUGUCCCCCACUUCAAGACCAAGCAUGAGAUCGAGCAUUAUCUCCGAGAUUCGACCGCCGACGGGAAGAGCCCAAUGAACUGGACCAUCUUGCGCCCAACAGCAUUCAUGGAGAACCUAGAACCCGGUUUCGCCACAAAAGUCUUCCUCACCAUGAUUCGCGACACUCUCAAGGACAAGCCUCUCCAGUGGACGGCAACAGAAGACAUCGGCUUCUUCGCUGCUGAAGCUUUCACAGACCCACAAACCUGGGGCAAGCAAGCUAUCAGUUUGGCUGGCGAUGAACUCACAUUCGCACAGCUCAACGAAGCUUUUGAGCACGCCAUUGGUGGACCUGCUGGCACGACAUUUGGUUUGCUCGGAAAGGCUUUAAAGUAUGGUGUUGCCGAGCUCGGCACCAUGGUUAAUUGGUUCAGAGAUGAAGGUUAUGGUGCUGAUUUGGCCAAGGUUCGACAGCUAAACCCCGCGGCGAAGACGAUGGAACAACCUGGCACGUCUAGCUCACCCCAUUCAUGGCAGCCCCGCCUGAAUAGCCAAAGCAAGAUGGCUACUCCCGUAGGAACAGACACGGAAGAUGCAGUCUCAUCCAGUUCUCAUCAAGAGGACAAUAUUCUCAAUCCGGCAAUGCUAGGCACCUCCAGCUUCCCACAAUUUAGCAAGCUUCCUCCCGAGCUUCAGCGCUUCGUCAUGAGUAAGCUCUUUAUUAUCAACCGCGAAUCUCGUAGCGUCGCCAAGAGGUUCUACCGCGUUCACAUUCCCUGCAGAUAUGUCCAUAUGACCUCCCGCCGCGAGGGAAUCCUCUACUUCAACCCGGAGCUCGACAUCAUACAUAUUUUUGAAUGGUGGUAUUUCCCAGAACUCGCGCAUGAUGUCUGGAAACUUGAUCCACUUCACGUUGGCAUUGUCAACUUGGCUCAGCAGACCUAUAACGGCGACGAGGACGACGAGGACGACGACAUAGACGAUGACAGCUGGUACACGGACCCCGCGCCCAGUGACCUGUCUGAACUUCAGGGGGCAAUCAAGCGGUUGAAGAGAGUCAUCUUCGUAUUUCGUGGCGUGAGUGAUCCUGGAACGCGCAAUAGCAGAGACACGGGUGACAGAGAGGGCCUUGCGUGGUAUAUCAACCCUUCCGUCCCUGUCAAGACACAUGUACCUAUAUUUCAGACUAUGGCCCAGGAUCCCAGGGCUAUGGGCGAAUUCCUUGACGGUAUGAAUCCCGUCGAGUUGGUAAAGCUACGGGACGUUGUUGAGGAUUGGUUCGAACAUCUUGAAAGAUGGGACCUGGAGAUUAAUCCUGAAGUCCUUUACCAGUUCAUGGUGAGCUAUUCUGAGGGUGAUCCAGUCAUCAUUGAUAGAGAGGAUGCAGUUGCAUGGCUGGAGGCUGAAAUGGAGGCAAAGGCAUCGGAGCUAAGUCGAUCUUCCAAAGGACGCAAGAACGUUGGUGUGGCCGCCAAGAAAAUACUCGAACAAAAUGCGACGCCGGCAUUUGGAUUCUGGCUAUCCCCCUUGGAAGCACUACAUAUAUUGAACGAUAUAGACAAUGCAGAAGAGCAGAUCCGGGAUUUCACGCUGGUACUGCGGAAACAGUUCAACAGGUAUACUCCCCAGCUAUGUUUGUCUCAUCUUCCGGACUACAAUCCUAAGUACCUAUCUACCUAUGAGUACUGA
Messenger RNA from Fusarium redolens, 2076 nucleotides. RefSeq lists its product as uncharacterized. Bases 1 to 2076 code for a protein of 691 amino acids. The transcript has 3 exons. The record is from RefSeq and is a predicted model, not a curated record. NCBI's taxonomy places the organism in Eukaryota, Fungi, Ascomycota, Sordariomycetes, Hypocreales, Nectriaceae.